UAUUGCUUGGAUUAAAGAGCAGUCUACUAAAUUACAAAGAUUAUAUGUGAAGGAAAUGUGUUAUGGGCAAAAAAUAACAUACAUUUGAUUUCUACCUAGUCUUAUAUUAUACACCGGUUUACAAGUAGCCGGACAUCGACGUUAAACUCCUCCGUUUUGGGCUCCUUCUCGUUAAACUCUUGCCUCUUGUUAAUAUCCUCGUUAGGUUCCUUAUAACCUCUCUUCUGCCUGCUAGCUAACUCAAUCCUACAGAUGCAGUUCCUUGUGAGAGUCAACCAUAGACAUAUAUACAUUGACUGCUCCGACCCAUAGUUGCGUAACAAAAGUAAAAUGUGUAGCUGAGGUUUGGCAGGUAUUUGUUCCUGCCAGAGACAGUGAUACUUCUUAUGUGAUUGUUGGAUAGGUGUGGUCGAAUACCAUAUAUGAAACAAAAAAAAAAGCGAAAUGAAAGUUCUUGUCACUUGGUAGAUGUGACACCCCUCAGUAGGCUCUUUUCACAGAAGUGACAGAGGUAAACGGUUCGUAUCGGCUGCUUCUUCUGGGCCAGACGUGUGUAAGCGACGAUGAUCAAGAACUGCAGUGACCUGACUCUGUGCUGGGAGAAGCUGGACCAAUCGGAUGUCCAGUCCAUGGGCCAUAACUCAAGAUUUCCCAACUCCUUCAUGAACAUAUCUGGAGGGAACAGAAGCGACGCUGGGCCUUGCCAGGUUCUACCCCAAGGCUUGUCUCUCUCUGUGCUCCUGUGUGUGGUCUUCCUGCUUGGCUCCCUCCUCAACGGAGCCAGCCUCUGGGUGUUCUGCUUCCGGACGCCAGAAUGGAGCACCGGGACGCUGCUGCAGUUCCAUCUGACGCUAAGUAACAUCUUGGCCAUGCCCCUCGUCCCCAUGAUGGCCACAAACCUCGCCCUGGGCAGCCACUGGCCCUACGGCCGCUUCCUGUGCCAGGCGAUGAUCGCCCUGCUCAGCUCCCACUUCUACGGCAGCACCGUGUUCCUCAUGCUUAUCAGCGUGCACCGCUACACGCUGGUGGUCCACUUCAACAAGGACGCAUGCAUGAAGCGUAAGCCCUUUGUGAGGAGGCUGUGCGCGGGCAUGUGGUCGCUCCUCCUGAUCCAGGCGAUUGUCCUCGCCGUCGUGCUCCCCUCCAGCCUGGAGGAGAAGGAGGAGCAUUGUCUCAGCAUCCACCAUGUGAAGCUCAGCGUUUCCCUCCUGUACAUCACUCUGCUGCUCUUCACCCUCGGGUUCCUGCUGCCGUUCUCGGUGUCCCUCGGAUGCUACUGGUGCCUGGCGAACACGCUGGCCCGUCUUCAGAACCAGUCCGCCCGAGGCCGGGCCAAUCGGUACAAAUCCCAGAGGAAGAUAGCGGCGUGUCUGGUGACGUUCGCCGUGUGCUUCCUCCCGCUUCAUGUCACCAGGACAAUGGGGGUGGUCCUGAAGACGUUCUACCCCUCAGACUGUCCCGGUCUCCUGAGGGCUGAGACCGGAUACUACGUGUCCUGGGUGUUGACCGGGGUGAACUGCUGUCUUGACCCCAUCUUGUACGGCUUUGGCUCACACAACUUUGCACACACCUUGUCGUUAAUGAGGUUUGGUCAGCGAGUGGUCCAGCAACAAAAUCCAAGCUUUUCUGCGAACUAGAAACUAGUUAGUCACUUAUGAUUUGAGAUUCGCUUACUUUUAGAGUCCCUUACUUUACUUUACUGAGCUGCACUUACAUAUUCAUUUCACUUUUAUAUACAAGCAUAUUUAAUCACAUUCUGCUGUUGGUUAGAUCCAUAUUUUAUCCAUGAUUAGAAAAUUUCUGUAUGCUGUAAUUUGUGUUUAUAUUGUUAGCUGUGUAUAAUAUUAUUUUAACGUUGAUGUUGCUGCCUUCAUUUGAGCAACUGUAACAAAUUAACUCUUCCGGGCACAAUAAAGUUAU
Gadus morhua (Atlantic cod) is the source of this 1920-nucleotide messenger RNA. Its product is annotated as P2Y purinoceptor 4. Bases 564 to 1637 code for a protein of 357 amino acids. Gene Ontology annotation, molecular function: G protein-coupled receptor activity. Gene Ontology annotation, biological process: G protein-coupled receptor signaling pathway. Gene Ontology annotation, cellular component: plasma membrane. The transcript has 3 exons. Lineage: Eukaryota; Metazoa; Chordata; Actinopteri; Gadiformes; Gadidae. The record is from RefSeq and is a predicted model, not a curated record.